Molecule: messenger RNA, 1473 nt
Organism: Ceraceosorus guamensis
Lineage: Eukaryota; Fungi; Basidiomycota; Exobasidiomycetes; Ceraceosorales; Ceraceosoraceae
Exons: 4
Coding region: 1-1377 (458 amino acids)
Source: RefSeq, a predicted model, not a curated record
AUGGAUUCACUACCGCAGCUACUCCGGGACUCUAUUGCCUUCUCAGCCGUAGUCUAUGUUCAGACUGGCAUCGUCGCUUGGGACUUUGCGACUACCUUGAACUUUGACCUGGACGUCGUCAGGGGCAAGAUCUCUCGGACGUGGCCAUUGAUCUUGUUCUUUGGUACUCGAUACGGCUCCAUCGUCGCGUGCACUGCCCUGCUGUGCCAGAUCAACGCUUGGCCCGGCAUAUCAUGUAACACGACGUGGAUAUGGGUGAUCAUCGGCGUCAAACUCCAAAAAUUGUUCGCUGAGGCGCUGUUCGCGGUCAGAGCCUCUGCUGUUUGGGACCACUCUCCCCUCGUCAUUGUGGCGGUGGUCAGCGGUCUGCUGAUCAACACUGGUAUCGGCUUCGCCACUAUCGCAGCUGCUGAUUGGCGUUGGGAGCCACCCACGAGUCCUGGCCUGACAGUCGGAUCUUGUGUACCCAUUGCUUGGGGUUGGAGUCUAGGCGUUGCGUACAUCUGCACCCUCGUCUAUGAUAUUUUCCUAGUCACCCUCAUUUGCACCAGGCUUUGGCAGAUGGGCCAACGCACCCGAUCAUCCGCCUCUGCUCUGAUUUUCAGAGACGGUGUCGUCUUCUUGCUCCUUACUAUGGGACCUACUGUGGCCGCCGUCGCUCUUUACUACGCGGCGUCGACUCCACCAGCACAGUCAUCAGCAAUGACCCUUUCCGCCACUCUCCACUCCCUUUGCGCAGCCAGAGCAGCCCGAAAUCUGGAGAGCUUCUGCUCUCGUUUGCCCGUUUCGUGGAGAACCAAAGUAGCAAACGGCUCGAUGCUCGACCAGGACACGCUGGCUAGAAUUGCCGGUCACAUUGGAGCGUACCGUCACCCCGACGUGGAGAUCCAAGAGUACGGUGUUGCCCACAACAACAGUCCAAACCUGAGAGGCGGUGACUCUGGCUCGAUCGCACCCAUCAGCGAGCCUGGUCACUCCCCCAAAUUGAGCACCUCGCGCAUGGCGUGGCUUCAGGAAGCCUUUACGGGUUUCGCGCCUAGUCGAGUUCCAUCGCGAACUCAUCAGAUGACCAAGGACGUCUACACAUCUCCUCGGCGAGGAAGCACGGGCGGUCCUACUUUCAGCAGUGCGGGUGGCAUUCGAGUCGAGGGGUCGGCGUUCCAGUCCGAAAAGCAAAGCCGCAGAAGUCCGUCGCUCAGGAGUCCUAAAGAUCCACACGAUCUUGACAUCGUGCGCCAGAAUCGCUCCGUACCUGGCAUCAGCAUCGUCACCCAGCAGGUCGAGACCGAAGAAGUCUUGUACAACGAGGGUGCGGGCAGUGCCUCUGCAAGUGCAUACUCGGAGCAAGCGCCGGAGCUUUCCCCUAGGAAGUUCUAGUCCUGGAACACUUUUCUUCCGCCUCCGCAAUGUGGUACCGAUAACCUUGAGUGAUGCCUGACCCACACGCCUAGCCACUUAUUUAUACUUACUUUU